GCAACAUCGCUUCGGCCGAAUUCAGUACAGCGUCAGCUAGUCACAAAUAUUUUGACGAAGCACUUGUUUAUCACGUAGAAAAUUUAUUCAAACCAAAGAAAAGGCGAUAAGUAUUGGCGCAAAACAAAGACUCUUCAUUUUGUAAUGAACAGUAGGACAUUGAACGUGAUGAAAGCAUUGUGUUGUAGAAAGUAUUAUAAAGGAAAUUAACAACGCACGGACAGUGAAUGACAAGCUAUGAGACAAGUUCAACAGUGAUAGUUCAAGAUAUAGUUCUUUGUCAAGAUGAAAGGAAACAAUGGUUGGACACAGUUCAGAUAAAGGUGAACUGUUAUGAGUCAUUGGAGAUGAAAAAUCCUGUCAGUCUGCUUUCUUUCAUCGUUCAAGACAGUUUGUCUCUUGCCUCCUCAAACAUUUAAGCAAUGAUCGAUCAACAAAUGAGGGAGGAGCAGAAAUUAGCGUCAAGAGCAAAAAUGAGACCGAAAAAUGUUACCGAGUGGAGUGUUAACGAUGUAGUCAAUUGGUUAAAUCAGACUGGCCACGUGAAUCCAGACGUUAUUAGCAGAUUUAAAGAUCAUGAAAUAGAUGGAAAAGCAUUAUUGACUCUGCGAGAAGAUGAUUUAAAAACAAUGUCAGGUUUGAGGAUCGGUGUUAUAAAAAGAUUGAUCAUUAGUAUCAAACAGUUACAAAGAGAAAAUGUCCCACUUUUAUUAGAACUGGGGCACAUAGAAUUGUUUCCUUCUCAAAAUUUUUUUACUUCAAAAAAUACUGAUUUUACUCUAAGCCCAGGAACGAAUGAGGGUUCUAUUGAUCAGGAAUUUUACUCUGCAUCGAUAUCUGAGGAUGGAACUGCCUCCCAAUUACCUCCAGAAAUUUGGAAGGCGUUUAUUAGUUUAGGUUAUUUAUUUAUUGUCACGUGGAUAACUGCCUUUGUGAUGGUCAUAGUUCAUGAUAGAGUGCCUGACAUGAAGAAGUAUCCACCAUUGCCAGACAUAUUCUUAGAUAAUGUACCACACAUACCAUGGGCAUUCGAUAUGUGCGAGGUAACUGGAACGCUGCUCUUUGCUAUAUGGCUACUUGUUCUUAUAUUUCAUAAAUAUAGGUUUAUACUAUUAAGAAGAUUUUUUGCUUUGUCUGGCACAGUAUUUUUAUUGAGAUGUGUUACAAUGCUCAUUACUUCUCUGUCAGUACCAGGUGCACAUCUGCAAUGCCAACCAAGAACUAUUCAUAUCACAGAUUCAUCCAGCUUUUACAACGAACUUUACAACAAAAUUGAAAUGGCAUAUGUGAUAUGGAGGGGUGCUGGUAUGUCUAUUCAAGGUGUUCGUACUUGUGGAGAUUAUAUGUUUAGCGGACAUACUGUAGCUCUGACAAUGUUAAAUUUUUUUAUUACUGAGUAUACUCCUAGAGGUCUUUAUUUUGCCCACACAUUUACGUGGAUGCUAAAUAUGUUUGGUAUAUUCUUUAUACUGGCUGCACACGAACAUUAUUCCAUUGAUGUUUUCGUUGCGUUCUACAUAACGUCUCGACUGUUUUUAUAUUACCAUACAUUAGCCAACAAUCAAGCACUAAUGCAGCGUGAUUCAAAUAGAACGAGGAUUUGGUUCCCAUUGUUCAGUUUCUUCGAAUCGUCUGUAGAUGGAAUAGUACCUAAUGAGUACGAGACACCGUCGGUAAUCGUUUGUAAUCUAAUUAGCGCUGUUAAGGACGGUGUCAAUCAUCUUCGAUUAUCUUUUAUCCCUCCAAGAUUGGAAGAGAAACAAAACGGCGAUGUGAACAGCACAAAGAAAAAAUUAUAAUAAGAUUUUUAUCGAAUUAAACUACGUUAAAAAAAGAGGCUUUCAAGGGAGCGCAGCUUUCUUUAGGAGAAUUAUAAAAACAGUAUGUUUAUAUUAAACUGAUUUAAAUUUAGUACUGACUGUAAGAUAUGCAUUGUUAUAAAUUUUUUACAACUUGUGUUAAAUAUUUUUGAAUAACAAUGUUAUCUCUUAGUUUAGUGACCAAAAAGUUGUUGGUUUAAAAUUGUUUCUUUUUUACUAUUUCGAAGAUAAUUCGAGUCCUGUAAUAGUAUGAUAAUAUGAAUGUGAUAUGAUGAAAUGGCUUUGUCAUAUAAACACAAGAGUCAUUGAAAUAUGAUGAUAUUCUUUAAAAUGAUGUUUGAUAGGCUUUGAAAAUUAGUAAUGUAUUUUUUAAUGCCGUCAUCUAGUGAACGUGGAGCGGGAUUCAUUAUUAUUUAUGAUGCUGUAAAAUAAUAUCAACAGUUUUUUGUUUCGAUAUCUAUUCUUUAGAUGGAAAUAAGAAACUUGAAAAUAUGUAUCAUUCCAAAUGUUUGACACUCAAUAUAUUUUCUAAAAGUUGGUUAAAUUUCAAAUUGACGUCUAAAAUGCAUUAAUGAAAGUCAUGUCAAAGGUGCUGAUCAAAGUAGAUACGUGUACAGAGAAAUAUGCAAAUAUUUCAGAAUUUCGUGCUUGUACAAUUAGAGUAGGCACAACGUUCCGCAUGCUAUGUAAAUUAUCUAUGCUAAUUUCACUCUUAUCACUCACAUCAUUAAAAGGCGUAAGAACAAACGUGAAAAGUAUGUAAAGUCUCUAUGAAUAUGUUCAAAAUUGCCUUCCUAAGUGUACAGUACUCGAAAAGAAUUAUUACUUUUUCACGAAUCUAUUUGUAAAAAUUAACUAAAUCAUAAAUAUACCAAGUCGAUGAUAGGCUUUGUAAGGAA
Molecule: messenger RNA, 2719 nt
Organism: Nasonia vitripennis (jewel wasp)
Lineage: Eukaryota; Metazoa; Arthropoda; Insecta; Hymenoptera; Pteromalidae
Gene: SMSr
Product: sphingomyelin synthase-related 1
Exons: 7
Coding region: 423-1799 (458 amino acids)
Biological process (GO): ceramide biosynthetic process
Cellular component (GO): Golgi membrane; endoplasmic reticulum membrane
Molecular function (GO): ceramide cholinephosphotransferase activity; protein binding; sphingomyelin synthase activity
Source: RefSeq, a predicted model, not a curated record